AUGAGUUACUGUUGUGCCUUUAGUGAUUGCCGUUGUAGGAUUCUAAAAAUAGAUAGUGCACCAAUUGUGAAAGUGCCAUCAAUGGUAUUAGAUAAAUUCCACUUGAUGCAAAAGAGUAAAGAUCAAGACUUAGAAGAGUAUACCGAUUUUAUUUUAAUCAAUGAUGUUUGGGAUUUUGACAACAUAGGUGUAUCCAAAGAGAUACUAGCAAACUCGGAGAUAUUGGAUCGCGUAGAAUUCGAACACGAUAAUAGAAAAUGGCAGAUCGAGAAACAUCUAAAAUAUUUAGUAUGUGCAAACUGUGAUAAAGGCCCAAUUGGAGUAGUUUGUUCAACUAAAAGUGACAACCAAACGAAGAUAAUAUAUUUAUUAAGUAUACCAAGUGUUUCUCAAAUAUAA
Messenger RNA from Arxiozyma heterogenica, 399 nucleotides. It is a transcript of the gene DSS4, whose product is annotated as guanine nucleotide exchange factor DSS4. The coding region runs from base 1 to 399 and encodes 132 amino acids. Gene Ontology annotation, biological process: post-Golgi vesicle-mediated transport; small GTPase-mediated signal transduction. Gene Ontology annotation, molecular function: guanyl-nucleotide exchange factor activity; zinc ion binding. NCBI's taxonomy places the organism in Eukaryota, Fungi, Ascomycota, Saccharomycetes, Saccharomycetales, Saccharomycetaceae. The record is from RefSeq and is a predicted model, not a curated record. The transcript has a single exon. Gene Ontology annotation, cellular component: membrane; cytosol.